AUGGACAUUGUGAAGCUUUGCGGGGAAGUGCCCAUUGAAGUUAUCAGGAAUCAUAAAGGUUACAGUGCUAAAGGACUUGAGCAGUUAACCCCAUCACGUGCAGCAGAUUCGACAUCUGCGAAAAGGUUUUUUCGAGGGCUCGAUACUUUCGACUUUGACAUGAUUCCUGGAGAAGGAUCUGGAGAUGAGGACUUAGAAUUCCGGCGGUAUGAGCUUCGUGUCUUCCCAGAAAGAUCGAUGGGAGCGUGGACUUUUGGAGGGGAUCUUUCUUCGCUGGCAAAGUACCUUCGUGGUUUCACUCGCGAAGAAAAUAGUGAAAACAAGCUGCUUGGGAAUGCAAAAGUUGCAGUGAAACGAUUCAAUCGCGACAAAGUUGUGAAAUUCGGCACAGCUGAAUUCGACCGUCGCACAAAAAACACAAUAUGGUUACGUCUGUCCAAACCGGUGAAUUAUAUUGAGGCAGACGACAUUCUUCAAGAGCUUUCUGAAAACAUGGAUAUCCGUCCUCCAAUUGCGCAAUUUCAACUCGAUAAGACCGGCCGUAUACUCCUUUUCUUUGUGCCCUUCGAGACAGGACUGGUGGCGAAUGAUGUACUAAAUAUGAUUCGCCAAAAUCCACAAUGGAUGAAGCAGAAUAAAGUGUCUCAGUACGGAAUCGGAAUGCCUGUUCUGACGGAACCGAUAGCGGCUCCACAAACGGUGGGGAAAAUUGAGCACCUCUCCGAGAUGGGCGAUUAUGCCGUAGGCGGUGCAGGCCGACGGCAGGGUAACAGGAGCACGGGUACUGGAGGGAGGCUCUCACGAGUCGGUUUUGUUGUUGUUGUGGUGGUGUGCUCCUUAGCGGUGCUAGUGGCGCUGCUGCUGGUUGCACACAUCCUUGUGCGCCGGCGCGAUCGUCUCAACGACUAUUUGGCAGGUCCUGUGGGAAAGGACCCCCGCAAGUCCUCUGAGAGGCCUCUUGUUCCGUUUGGCUCUCCCUCUGCUUCCCCUUCUGCCUCUGUUGCCACUGUCGCCGCAAGUGGUAGUCGAAAUGACUCCGUGGAAAAGCAGCACCAAGAAUCCCUUUCAUCCUGCUCCACAACUUCUCCACCCUAUCAGGAGACCCCUCAACAGGGCGAAAAACAGGGUAUGUUUCGGCGCCAAAUUGUAAGCACAGGAGGCUCUGAAGCCUCCACCGAAUCAAUGGCCAGUGUCCCCAGUCAUCGCACCACCCUACUGAGUAACAACUGGGGCAAUGAACCAGUUCCAAUGACCCUUGAUGUCAAAACAGGACACCUAAUUUUGUCCUACAUGGAGGAGCAUUUGCGAAAUCGUGAUCGUUUAGACGCCGACUGGGAAGAGGUAAGCACCUACGAAAGUGAGGAAGCUGUACCUUGUGAAUCCGCCAAAAGACCGGAAAACGCUCACAAAAAUCGUGAGGGAUGUCCCAUUCCUUAUGAACAAACGCGGGUGAUGCUCUCGUACCGUGGAAACGGUUACAUCAAUGCCAGUUUUAUGUACGAUCAUGAUCCGCGAAAUCCUUCGUACAUCGCGGCAGAAACACCGUUGCUAAACACGGUGAACGACUUUUGGCAAAUGGUGUGGGAACAGUUCGUUGUUGUUAUCGUCUGCCUCGAGCCUGAGUAUGCACUCACCCAGUUAUUUGAGGAUAUCCUCGAUAUCACUGGGCAGAAUGAUGACGUCAUCUCCCAGGCUCGCUAUUGAAAGGUGAAUAAGUCAUUUCGAGCGAAGAACAGUCCUGUGGUGGUUCACUGCAGCUGCAUAAUGUCUCUAUUAAAAUGUUUUCGAAUGAAAUUUGGGACCUCAUUGGGAAACCAAUUUAAAUCCAAACGUGAUCACUAUUUUCCUAUCUCUUCACUUACUUUCAUAUGUUGCAUGAUUGCUUUUGCAUUGGUUCAUUCGCCAUACUUCGGCGAUUUCAGGGAUGGUUCGAGCAAGACUGGAACCUAUUUGCUGUUGGAUCUUGUUCUCAGUCGAAUCAGUAAAGGUGUCAAGGAGUUGGAUGUAGCAGCUUCUCUUGAGCAUCUUCGAGAUCAGCGACAAGGCAUGAUCAAAUCAAAGGCUCAAUUUGAAUUUGUUCUUGCUGCGAUCGCUGAGGAGGUGAACACGAUGCUGAACUCCACCACCUCCUGA
Molecule: messenger RNA, 2133 nt
Organism: Hydatigera taeniaeformis
Lineage: Eukaryota; Metazoa; Platyhelminthes; Cestoda; Cyclophyllidea; Taeniidae
Source: the annotation of a GenBank genome assembly